AAAUGUUGAACGGAAUUGAUAAUUUGUACACCGUAAGUGUGUCGGCUCCUGGUAAGGUGAUCCUGCAUGGAGAGCAUUCGGUAGUGUACGGGAAGACAGCGGUGGCCGUCAGUCUUGGACUCAGGAGCUCAAUUGUUAUAAAGGAAGUAAAUUACCACGUGGAACCCACGAUACGGAUCCAUUUACCAUGCGUUGGACUAGAAGAGACCCUACCACUAGAACCCACAGUCAAAAGCCUGUUCCAUCCAAAGCUAGCGCCAGGUAUCACAGGCAAAUUCUCCUGGAGAUUACCAGACAAAAUAGACCAUGACAGCCACUUAAGAAGAGUGGAUGAGUUCCUACAUUUAAUCAAACCAAACUUCGAUGCCUUACAAAAUAACCAGAAGAACUCAUUACGGAGCUUCCUCUACGUGUUUUCUGGCAUCUUCGGGAGUACAAACCUUCCUGUCAAGUCUAUGGAGAUCUCGUUAGGGUCUGAACUGACUAUUGGAGCCGGUACUGGUAGUUCAGCGUCCUUUGCCGUAUGCUUAGCUGGUGCUCUCAUCCAACUACUUAAAUUGAAGAUGUCGACUGGUUUCGACGCGUUCUAUGAUCAAACCAGUGAAGACUUUAGUAUGAAUGAAAGAGAGAUCAUAUCGGAAUGGGCGUACAACUGCGAGAGGAUAAUGCAUGGGUCACCUUCAGGUAUAGACAACGCAACCUGCACGUUUGGUUCACUAGUUUCAUUCAAGAAGGGUAGCAAGCCACGUCAUUUAGACAUUAAGAUGGACCUCAGGGUCCUGCUGGUGGACUCUAGAGUCUCCAGGGAGACCAGAGCCCUGGUGGUAAAGGUCGCAGCUUUGAGGCAGAGGAACACAGCGGCUGUCGACCAUAUACUUGAUGCCUGUGAUCAUGUCGCGCACACAGCCACGCAGGUUUUGGAAAAACUCUCCAGUGGCAAGUGUGAAAUAGACUACGAUGCUGAGUAUCAGCAUUUAGCAAUUCAGGAACUGUGGGACAUGAACCACUGUCUGCUGUCGGCCCUGGGUGUGUCACACCCAGCUCUAGAGGCGAUACGAGGCGCCGCGCGCGCCAAGGGACUCGCCUGCAAACUUACCGGCGCUGGUGGGGGCGGGUACGCGAUGGUACUGAUACCUCCAUCGACGCCGCGUUCCGUGGUGGACUCCCUGUGCGGUCAACUCUUGGAGAACGGGUUCCGUGUGAAAGAGACGCGGCUGGGCGGCCCCGGCGUCUCCAUCGAGAUGUGACGUCGCGCGCCAGGCAAACGCCCGCGCCUCUCAUAGCCACGGUCUCAACUUCUAUGCUACAUUAUUUAAAGCAAAACAAACAAGUGUCGCACGACAAGUUGCCCGACUAUCGCGCAACUUAUCAAAGAUUAAUCGUGCCACACUUGCUUAUUCUGACUACAAAUAAUUAGUAUACACGUGGGUACUAGGAGUUAUAGUGUUUAUUGAGACAGUUUUUAAAGUUAUUGCUAUAAGCCAAGUGACUGUCUUUGGACGGGGGAGGGAUAUGGUCUGUAUCGAAUUAUGUACCUGGGUACGUUAAAUGUAGUCACAAUACAACUACAGUAUUAUGGAAGGGCAGCGUUAGCUCGGGAUGUGGGUUUGGUGUCCGAUAAGUGCAUCGAGUGACUGGAAAACCUCAUGAUGUAAUCUCUUUUGUAGAUUCAAAUGAUUAUAUCUUUGAAUCAAUGAAACGGCUAUUCUAUAGAAUUAAUAUUUAAUUCAAUGCUGAGUUUACAAACUCGAAAUGUUGCGAGUGAAGUGUAUAAUGGAUGAAUGGACAUGUAUUUCCAGUAAUGUUUUCUAUUGGGAAGCACAUGUAACAUGUACUAUGACUACUGUCAUAUAAAAGGUCUGUGUAAACUAUUCGUAUAAUAUUUUCUACCUCGGAAACUUCUUUAGGGUCUUUGUAAAAUAAAUCGUUGCUAAAGUUGCGCCACAGUUGCGCCACUGUUGUAGCAACUGUCGCGCAACUUCACGGCUACAAAAGACAUCUACAAAGGCUUGCCAUCUUGCAUUUGAUCUUCUAACAAGAUUCAAGCGAAUAUAUGUCUUAUAGACAAUACUGUUAUGUAAUUAUUGCCUAUAUACUGGUUGUAUUUAUAUGUUAAACAGUACAAUACGUAAUUGUUAUAUGAAUACGUCAAAAUUGUCACUGCAAAUGUCAUCAAAUAUUUUACACCAGUGAAUCUUUGAUUUUUAUAGUAUUUAUUUACUGAUCAAGGCUAUUGUUUGGAUAUCAGGGUCUUGCCCGGUACGAAUUUUAAGUAUCAAAAACAUGGAAAUAUAAUGUAAAGAAUACUUGCAUGAUAGUUUAAAAAUGGGUGGAAUUUGUCAAUUCACGUCAACGGUUUGAUUCGCACAAGUGAAUCACGCAUUUCCCAGUUUGUGGCAAUUUUGACUCAUUGUCGAAAUAAUUCAGUUCCAAUAUUUGAUUUAAUUAUGAUUUUAAAUGAUAUUAUUAUUAUAUUUAUUAUAGAAUAAUAAUGAUUAUUAUUAU
Messenger RNA from Spodoptera frugiperda (fall armyworm), 2505 nucleotides. RefSeq names its product mevalonate kinase (gene Mk). Gene Ontology annotation, molecular function: mevalonate kinase activity; ATP binding. Gene Ontology annotation, cellular component: cytoplasm. The record is from RefSeq and is a predicted model, not a curated record. Lineage: Eukaryota; Metazoa; Arthropoda; Insecta; Lepidoptera; Noctuidae. Gene Ontology annotation, biological process: isoprenoid biosynthetic process; cholesterol biosynthetic process. The coding region runs from base 3 to 1247 and encodes 414 amino acids. The transcript is spliced from 6 exons.